AUGGUCCAACGAUUAACUUAUCGUCGUCGUUUAUCUUACAACACCAAAUCCAAUCGGGUUCGAGUUGUCAAAACACCCGGCGGUAAAUUAACAUUUCAAUAUGUUAAAAAGCGAGGAACAGUCCCUAAAUGUGGUGAUUGUAAAGUUGAAUUGCCAGGCAUCAAAGCAUCUCGUCCAAAGGAACGUAUGGCAAUGACAAAACGCUUGAAAACUGUUUCACGUACCUAUGGUGGAUCACGAUGUGCCAAAUGCGUUCGACUUCGUAUUGUCCGAGCUUUUCUCAUUGAAGAACAACGUAUCGUUGCUAUGGUUAUGAAAUCGAAAAAAGGAACUGGUGCAACUGAAACCGCCGCACCGGCACCAGCCACAAGCCAAAAAUCGAAAUAA
Molecule: messenger RNA, 387 nt
Organism: Adineta ricciae
Lineage: Eukaryota; Metazoa; Rotifera; Eurotatoria; Adinetida; Adinetidae
Source: the annotation of a GenBank genome assembly